Trypanosoma grayi is the source of this 1449-nucleotide messenger RNA. RefSeq lists its product as hypothetical. NCBI's taxonomy places the organism in Eukaryota, Euglenozoa, Kinetoplastea, Trypanosomatida, Trypanosomatidae. The transcript has a single exon. Bases 1 to 1449 code for a protein of 482 amino acids. The record is from RefSeq and is a predicted model, not a curated record.
AUGGCCAAGAAGUUGCGCGGCGGGAAGAAGGCCGAGUCGCCGUCACCGGAGACGAGCCAAAAGCAGCAGCGACAGUCGCCGAGCACAAGCCAGAAGCAACAACGACAGUCGCCGAGCGCAAGCCAGAAACAGCAGCGACAGUCGCCGAGCGCAAGCCAGAAGCAGCAGCGACAGUCGCCGAGCCCGACUCAGAAGCAACAACGACAGUCGCCGAGCCCGACUCAGAAGCAACAGCGGCAGUCGCCGAGCCCGACUCAGAAGCAGCAGCGACAGUCGCCGAGGCCGACUCAGAAGCAACAACGACAGUCGCCGAACCCGACUCAGAAGCAACAACGACAGUCACCCGCCGUGACGCCUGUGCCGCCAGCACCGGGAGAGACGGCGAACUCUGGCGACCCGGUGUCGCCGCUCGAGGUGGCGGUGACGCCGCUGGAGAACCUGCUGUCGAUGCGGCGGCCGCAGCAGAUUGCCGUAGAGCUCGCUAACUCUCUCAUUUCGCUGCGCAAGCGACUUGCGGAGCUGGAGCUGGAGAAGAUGCACAGUGAUGGCGGUGCGGCCCUCCCCACCCUGGGGCGGCGCACGAGGGACAAGGAGGUGAAGCUCGAGCUGGAGAUUGCCAAGACGGAGAAAAUGAUGCGGCGGCUGCUGCUCAUGACUCGGGUAGUGGACCGCAUUGUCGACAUGCGCGAGACGGUCGUGAGCGACGCACGUGUCGCGAUGGAGUCGGAGGUGGUGGCGCUGCGCGCGCAGGUGGUGCUUAACGAGGAGCUCAUUCGCGCUCGCUACGUGAGCCGCGUGAACAUGCUACACCGAUAUUGGCUGUGGCGCACGCUGCAGGAGCUGGGCGAUGUGACGGUGGGGCGGACGUUCGAGGACGAGCUGGCGCGCGGCCCGCGGUACCGCACCGUUGGGCUGCAGAACAACAUUCUCUCGGACACGCUCGAGCAGCAGCUGGUGUGGCUGCGACGCUUCGCGGAGAAGGAGGAGGUGUUCCGCGCUCACGUGCGGCGUCUCGACAAUCUCGUGGAGGAGCUCACCGACGUGAACGAGGCGCUCGAGGAAACGCUGACGUGCCGCGUGUGCGGGCUGCUCUUUGAGGACCCCGUCGUGUUCUGGCCGUGCGGCCACACCUUCUGCCUCGUCUGCUUCGACUCGCUCACCAUCGCGCCCAGCCUCUUCCGCUGCCCGACAUGCGGCAGCAUCGGCAGCGAGGGAUACGUGCACAACCUCCUCAUCGCCGAGUCGGUGGCGAAGUGGGUGUUCAAGGAGGCCGGCUACGCCGACAUCCAUGGCGCGCUGAGUCUCGUCCGCCUGCACCUCUCGAAGUUCCGCAAGGAUGUCAUCAUGACGCGCAUUGCCAGUCUGCGUGAGCAGCUCGCGGCGGUGCGGGAUCGCGAGGCGAGGCCCGAGGAGCUGGCGGAGAUGAGUAUCACCUUCCGCGCCUUCUGA